Echinostoma caproni is the source of this 762-nucleotide messenger RNA. The record is from the annotation of a GenBank genome assembly. NCBI's taxonomy places the organism in Eukaryota, Metazoa, Platyhelminthes, Trematoda, Plagiorchiida, Echinostomatidae.
AUGCUUGCCGGUGAUGACACAGCGGAACAGCAUCCAUCCGAACGGAAGCGAACAAAACGUACCUCUUCCACUGUAGCCGAGUCUUCGGAAGAUUCGGACGACGAGUCUGACGACUCUGACGCAUCGUACGACAUCGAUGAUGGUGUGACCGUAACACAUGUGUCCAAAUCGAAGGCGAAGUCUGCCGAAGCUCCCCCAGACACGAAGCCAACCGUCCGGACCAAGUCUGCGGCCAACGGGGCGAUUGAACAAAAGCACAAAGCGGGAUUGAAGACGAAGACAAAAGAGGAGGAACAAAUGCAGCCGGUCGCGGUGGAAGAAAGUAGUGAUGAAAGUGAUUUUGAUUUGGAGGCGGCUUUGAAUGAACCAGAGGAGAAUGAGGAUAGUGGAUCAGACGCGGACGCAUCCGCACCUGAUCAGGUGACCGAUUUCGAGCUAAGCGAGAGCGAAGACGAUGAUGAGGUGGAGGAGGAGGAGGACGGUGAUGAUUUCGACGACGAGGACGUUGACGACGAUGAGGAGGAGAAUGGGGAAGGAGUGGACACACGUAAACCGAAAUCCAAGUCGAAAACUACCGUCGGUCACGGGCCUAAGCGACAAAAGUCGUUUGGUCUUAAAAAGUCAGAUGCUCGUACGGGAUCAAUAAAUAAAACAUUGAAGCGUCCUCCUGGUGGACGGCCACCUCAACCGAAGCCCAAGAAAAUGAAAUUUUCUGGGGGCAAGAAGGCCAAUCUGAAAACCAAACACCACGGAAAACAGUGA